AGCAAGCCUCAUCUGUACUGACUACUGACUAGGCUAGCCACAAGAGCGUGCUGACUCACGCGGGAGCGGCCAUGACACGCCGCCGCCGGGGCAAGCGCGGGCGCACGAGCCCAGACCCGCCGGCGAAGCGCCGCCGCGGAGGCCCGCCGGAGACAGAUGCCGAUGGCUAUCCGGAGCCCGCUCCGGCUCAGCAGCCGUUUUCGGUGAUGGUCGCAGGGCUGCCGCCCGGCUGCGGCGUGCUGGAGCUCAAGUCGCGGCUGGAGGCGUACGGCCCCAUCUCGCGGGCCCGCGUGGACGCCGCCGCGGCCACCGGGUACGUGACCUUCCGGUCCGGCGCGGCCGCCGUGGCUGCCAUUGCCGCGUCCCUCGACCCCGAUGGCGGCAUCACAAUCGGAUCCAAGAAGGUUUUAGUUGUACAGGCCAGCGAUGCGCCAAGUAACUCAAAAGGUGUAUUUCGAGCUGCUGAACCUACAGGGCGAUCAUUGCAUGAUGCGACAAAGAAUAACGAAAACAAUGAUUCAGCCAUCCCAGGUUCCAAAGCAGCAGCAGGAGUGACCUACAAAGCACGAGAAAUAGUCGCCUACGAUGAUCUUUUCUAGACUUCUAGUGAGCAGUAAGUAGUCUUCUAAGGUAGGAGCCAGCUUGGUCAUCUUUGUACAAUGUUAGGAGCUUGAGCUGCGCACCUGCGCCUGUGUAAUCUUAGUCUAGGUCAAAAUGUUGCGCUGUAGUGUGCAACUGUUUCCUGCCUUCAGUGUGUAUCAUUCGUGAAGGAGCUUUCAUGGAAACAUGGAGAGUUUUCAUGUGCCUUUAGCCUUUUUUGGUACAUGUUAUCAUGCAGAAUAAAAUGUGAAGGAACUUGUCAUCAAGUUCUAAGCAAGAUGAGCGACCUGGUAAACCUUCA
Setaria italica (foxtail millet) is the source of this 901-nucleotide messenger RNA. RefSeq lists its product as uncharacterized. Gene Ontology annotation, molecular function: RNA binding. The record is from RefSeq and is a predicted model, not a curated record. NCBI's taxonomy places the organism in Eukaryota, Viridiplantae, Streptophyta, Magnoliopsida, Poales, Poaceae. The coding region runs from base 72 to 599 and encodes 175 amino acids. The transcript is spliced from 2 exons.